Molecule: messenger RNA, 8105 nt
Organism: Fundulus heteroclitus (mummichog)
Lineage: Eukaryota; Metazoa; Chordata; Actinopteri; Cyprinodontiformes; Fundulidae
Gene: plxnb3
Product: plexin B3
Exons: 40
Coding region: 279-5951 (1890 amino acids)
Biological process (GO): semaphorin-plexin signaling pathway involved in axon guidance; regulation of GTPase activity; positive regulation of axonogenesis
Cellular component (GO): semaphorin receptor complex
Molecular function (GO): semaphorin receptor activity; protein binding
Source: RefSeq, a predicted model, not a curated record
CUGAGCAGUCAGGAGGAGCGUGUGCGGGUCGCCCGGCGCCGCCCGGUCUCCGCUCAGCGGGGCGGGGUCUCAGCCAGACCUGUUGUUGGGAUUUAGGAGCUCCGGGUCCCUCCUGGACUCUGCUGCGUUCUCGGCGGGUCUCCGGAACUUUUCUCGGGUUUUUGGGACUCAGGAGGACCCGAACCAGACCUCUUAGUCCAGGAAACGCCCCCUGAUGAAGACGGUUCCUCUUCCCCCUCCUCAGGUCUCCUCAUCUCAGCAGGUAAAGAGGAGCUGCCAUGUUGGCCUCCUCCAUGUCCUCAUCAGUCCUCCUCCUCCUCCUCCUCCUCCUCCAUCCUUCCCACCCUGCAGAUGCCUCGAUGCAGUGGGUAAAGCUGGAUGGCUCCCCUCUUUCUCACCUGCUGCUGGACCCGGGGACGGGGCAGCUAUAUGUGGGCGGAGUUGACCACCUGUAUCAGCUGACAUCUGACUUGGAGGUGAUGGCACACGUUAAGACCGGCCCUCACCUGGACUCUCCGGAUUGCCUCCCGCCAAUUGUUCCUCAGGACUGCCCCUCCGCCACGCUCACUCAUAACCACAACAAACUGCUGCUGAUGGAGGCGGGGCAAGGGGCGGAGCCAGGGAGCCUGAUUGUCUGUGGUUCAUUGUUCCAAGGAAUCUGUGAGAAGCGGAGUCUCACCAACAUCUCUCAGCUCAUCUACCGGACCUCAAACCCUGUCGACACGCAGUACGUAGCGGCCAACGACCCUCGGGUCUCCACCGUCGGCGUGGUGAUAACCACUCGGAGCAAACAGGAAGCCGCUGGCGGCGAGCUGCGCCUCAUGCUGGUUGGUCGAGGGUACACCAGCAGGGGUCCUGGAGACAUCCCUCCAAUCACAACGCGGCGCCUGUACCCGGUGACUCCGCCCCGCAGAGCCUUCUCCCAGGAGGAGGAGCUGGGGAAGCUGGUUGUGGGAAGUUACUCAGAAUACAACAACCACUUCGUGAAGGCCUUCACCCACGGCGACCACGUCUACUUCCUCUUCUCCCGGCGGGACAUGUGGCAUAAGAAGGAGUACCGGACGUACGCCUCGCGGCUCUGCACCUCCGACCGCAGCUUCUACUCGUACGUGGAGGUGCCGCUGCUCUGCCGGGGCGGCUACAACCUGGCCCAGGGGGCCUGGCUAGGAAACAUCUCAGGUAGACCAGCGCUGUUUGUCGUCAUGGCGGCAGGGCAGGCAUCGACACCUGUAGCAACGAGCCGCUCUGCGCUCUGUAUUUAUGGGAUGGCGGAGCUGGACGGCAUGAUGCAGCGGGCGCAGGAGGCGUGUUACACGGAGGGUGGACGAGGUGGCAGCGGGCAGGAAGAGGCCUACAUCGAGUACGCCGUGUCGUCCAAGUGUCUGAAACUCCCCAAGGACUCGCUCUCUGAGUACCCCUGUGGGGGGGAACACACACCCAACCCCAUCGCCAGCGCCGUACCCCUUGGAGCCCCGCCCACUGUCAGCCUGAACACCCAGCUGACCUCUGUUACGGCCGCAACGGAGGCCGGAGACACCAUCGCCUUCCUGGGAGACCGAGAAGGACGUCUGCACAAGGUGUUGGUGCGCCCUGAUUGGUCAGGUGACCUGUACGGCAGCGUGUCAGUGGACAGGGGCGGAGCCAUCAGUGCUGACCUCCUAUUGGACCAGAACCAGCGGCAUGUCUAUGUUCUGACCAACGAGCGGGUGUCAAAGGUUCCCGUGUCGUCCUGUGAGAGACAGACGGACUGUCGCUCCUGUCUGUCCAUCAGAGACCCGUACUGCGGCUGGUGUGUCCUGGAGGGAAGGUGUUCCCGUAAACAUGAGUGUGAGCGCCAUCUGCUGGCCAACCAUUGGCUGCGGAGUUUUGACCCGACCGACCAGUGCAUCGCAGUGCAGAGCCUGCAGCCGGCCAAUCAGAGCAGAGAGGAGCAGACUCAGGUAACUUUGUCAGUGAUCCAGUUACCUGUCCUACAAGGGACGGAGUCUCUUCUUUGCGUCUUCGGGAACCUCCCCCCUCAGCCGGCCAUUGUCAUGGGAACAGAUCUUACCUGUCACUCACCUGCGCCAAAGCUCCUCCCACCCAUGCCAGCAGGAAGCGAUCACAUGACCCUGCCCGUGUCGCUGACGUUUGGUCACGUGACCAUCACCACGGGAAACAUGACCUUCUACGACUGCGGCGCCGUCAGCCAACUGAACCAGAGCUCCCAGUGUCUGGCAUGCAUCAGCUCCUUCUGGAGGUGUAACUGGUGUCCUCUGGAUCAACUCUGCACCCACAACCAUAGCUGCCCCAACAAGAAGCUCAUCCAGAACCAGAACGAUUCUCCUGGGACAAGUUCAUGCCCUCUGGUCUUCUCUCUGAGAAGUCCUGCUUUAGUACCCAUGGGCCUGAGCACCACUAUUGUGCUGGAAGGUCAGAACCUGGACAUCUACAUGGAUGAAGCUCAGUACAUGUGUGUUGUGGAAAUUGAAGAGAUGCAGUUUAACCUGACAGCUGCUGUGGAGAAAACGGAUGACAACACCAACAUCUUCACCUGUAGCUCCCACCAGUUUCAGUACAGCCUCAGUCAGCUGCAGUAUUCUGCCGCCAUCUACCUGCGCAGAGGACAGAGACGCAUCGAUGCCUCACCUGGACUCAGACUCCACCUGUAUGACUGCUCAGCCGGCCAAUCGGAUUGCUCACAGUGCAGGGCAGUGCCCGAGGAGUACGGUUGUGUGUGGUGUCCCGGAAGCCCCGCCCCCAGCUGUGUUUACAGCCAAUCAUGCUCUAGUUUACCCACAGACACCUGUCCGCCUCCUCAAAUCACACAGGUGCUUCCUGUAUCUGGGCCUUUGGAGGGUGGAGUCCUGGUGACAAUCACAGGGUCCAACCUGGGCACCAGGUACCAGGACGUGGUGGGCGGAGUUAAGGUGGCAAACGUCCCGUGUGUAGCUCAGCCUGAAGGGUACCGGAUCUCCACCAGGGUCGUGUGUGAGCUGCAGCGCAGCGGGAACAACAAAGUGGGUCCUGUUGAGGUUACCGUGGGAACAACUCCACCUGGCCGGUCGACACAGAUGUUCACCUAUCAGGACCCUCAGCUCACUGGUCUGGUUCCAGAUAAAGGUCCGGUUUCUGGGGGAACAAAGCUGACCAUCAAAGGACGACAGCUGCUGACCGGGCAAACCUCAGACCUGACUGCCUUUCUGGGCCCGCAUCCCUGCUACAUUUUGAACGAGGUGACUGAUUCCCAGUUUGUGUGCAAGACCAGUUCUAGUAAUCGGACCGGCGCCGUUCCAGUUCAGGUUUUCUUUGGUAAAGCUGAGCGGACUGGUCCUGACCUUACCUUUCGUUACCUGGACGACCCCAUCAUCACCAAAGCCACACCUGCAGAGAGCUUCUACGCAGGAGGGCGUGUCAUCAAGGUAACGGGCAGGAACCUGGACGUGGUGCAGGAGCCGGUUAUUUCUGUGUGGGUGGAGCCUCUGGAGGUUCAGAGAGUGAAGCGGAGAAGACGACUGGCUCUCCUGACCGCCAGGCAGCAGUUAGUGUUUAACGGCACCAUGGCAACGGUGUCUGAGCGUUGCUCUGUCCUGUCGUCCUCUGAGAUCACGUGCCGGACUCCUGCGGUGAACCCAGAGGUGCGAGUGAAAGGGGUGUGGUUUCAGCUCGACAACGUCAGGGUGCACUACGACAGCAUCGAGGGGAGGAGCUUCACAUAUUAUCCCAACCCUCAGCUCUUCCCGCUGAACCGAGACGCUCCGGAUGCUCCGUACCGCUUCAAACCUGGAGGAGUGAUCGCUGUAGAGGGCCAGGACCUGACCAGAGCCAUGUCCAAGGAUGAAGUCCAGGCCCGUCUAGGUGAACAAGACUGUGAGGUGAAAACUCUGGACAGAACUCACCUGUACUGCGAACCCCCCGAGGUUCAGCCUCUGCGGGGGGACGGCAGCACCGAGCUGCCCAGUCUGAAGGUGUUCAUGGGAAACCUGCAGCUGGACCUGGGACUGGUUCAGUACGACAGCGACUCCUUGCUGUCUCCCAUCCCGUUGGUGGCUCAAAUCAGUCUGGCUGCCGGAGCUGCCGUCAUCAUCCUGUCGGUGCUGGUCGUCAUUCUGAUGUACAGGAGGAAAAGCAAACAGGCCCUCAGAGAUUAUAAGAAGGUUCUGCUGCAGCUGGAAACUCUGGAGAUCAACGUAGGAGAUCAAUGCCGUAAAGAGUUCACAGACCUCAUGACUGAAAUGAUGGACCUCAGCAGUGAUGUGGGAGGACCCGGUCUUCCUCUGCUGGACUACAAGACUUAUGCAGAUAGAAUCUUUUUCCCCGGCCAGCAGACGGCACUGCUGAGCCGCCAACUGGACCUGCCAGAGUCCAGGAGGCAGACGGUGGAGCAGGGCCUCCAGCAGCUCAACAACCUGCUCAACAACAGACUCUUCCUCACCAGGUUCAUCCAUACCCUGGAGGCCCAGCAGGGGUUCUCCCAGAGGGACCGGGGCUACGUAGCCAGUCUGCUCACCAUAGCUCUACACGAUAAGCUGGAGUACUUCACUGAAGUCAUGAAGACGUUACUGCAGGACCUGGUGCAGCAGUAUGUCGCCAAAAACCCCAAACUCAUGCUGCGCCGGACAGAGACGGUUGUGGAGAAGAUGUUAACCAACUGGAUGUCCAUCUGUCUCUAUUCCUUCCUGAAGGAGGUGGCAGGAGAGCCUCUCUACAUGCUCUAUAGAGCCAUAAAGUAUCAGGUGGACAAGGGACCGGUGGACGCUGUGACUGGAAAGGCCAAACGAACGCUCAACGACAGCCAUCUGCUGCGAGAGGACGUCGAUUACUCUGCCAUGACUCUGAACGUCCUGGUGAAGAACGGAGUGGAGGUUCAGCCGUGUCCUGUUAAAGUGCUCGACACCGACACCAUCACACAGGUAAAAGAUAAAAUCCUGGAUCAGGUCUACAGAGGAGCUCCGUUCUCUCAGAGACCAGCGGCUGACAGUCUGGACCUGGAGUGGCGUUCAGGUCAGGCAGGUCACCUGACUCUCUCAGAUGAUGAUGUCACAGCAGUGGUUCACGGUCGUUGGAAGCGGCUCAACACGCUGCAGCACUACAAGGUUCCAGACGGAGCCACGGUCGCUCUGAUCCCUCGAUUUCACAGUUCAGGAGUCAACCAGGUGUUUCAGACCGGAGAAAAAACACCGAUGCUGGAAGGCGAGGAAGAGGAGGGUCUGCGUUUGUGGCACCUGGUGAAGAGCAGCGAAGAUCCUGAAAUUCCAAAACACCGAAAGAGUAGCAUGAGGGAACGGGAGCGAGCCAAGGCCAUACCUGAGAUUUACCUGACCAGACUGCUGUCCAUGAAGGGGACGCUACAGAAGUUUGUGGACGACGUCUUCGUGGCCAUCCUUAGCACCAAACGUCCUCCUCCCAUUGCCGUCCGGUUCUUCUUUGACUUUCUGGACGACAUGGCAGAGAAACAUGGAAUAGACGACCCGGAGACCGUCCACAUCUGGAAGACAAACAGUCUCCCUCUGAGGUUUUGGGUCAACAUCCUGAAGAACCCGCAGUUCGUUCUCGAUGUCCAGGUAACCGACAGCAUUGACGCAGUGCUCUCUGUGAUCGCUCAGACCUUCAUCGACUCGUGCACCACCUCAGAACACAAAGUGGGACGGGACUCACCUGUCAACAAGCUGCUUUAUGCCAGAGAGAUCCCGCGGUACAAACAGCUGGUGGAGAGGUACUACAGCGAUAUCCAUAGCGCUGCAUCGGGAUGUUAUCAGGAGAUGAACUCCACUCUGACUGAGCUGUCCGGGAGCUUUGCCUCAGAGGUGAACGGUCUUGUCGCUCUUCAUGAACUCUAUAAGUACAUCAACAAGUAUUACGACCAGAUCAUCAUGUCCCUGGAGGAAGACAGCUCAGGUCAGAAGAUGCAGUUGGCCUAUCGACUGCAGCAGGUCGCCGCCCUGGUGGAGAACAAAGUCACUGACCUCUGACCUGUGAGUCCUGAGGACGAGGAUGAAGAGACAGGGACUGAAGCAGCGAAGCUGAUUGGACGGCUGCUGUCUCUGUCUGUGUGGGGGACGUUCAGUCUUUUUAGAAUCGGUCUUCCGGGCCCCUCACACGGCAGCAGCUGCCAACUAACAUCAAACUAACGACAAUCCAACCAAUCGGAUCAGGGAACAUCGUCGUCACCUGCUGCCUUGCACUAGAAUUCCCAGAGUUCUCUGCUGAUUGAGUCAAAAGCACAACCUAAAUCGUUUCUUCUCUAAUUGUAUUGAUUCUUGACCUGCUGUUUUGUACGUUUUUCUACUGAAGCCAGCAGAUCGCCAAACAUCCCAGCACUCCUGGGAGCUGUUGGAAGUUUACCGCACGCAAUAACAGAAUCUGAAUCAGGGAGCGUUUUCAUCACGUUUCAGUGUGACUCCACUUUCUGACAGUUCAAUGAUGCAUCGCUCCAGAGCGCUAACCCUCUCCUGAAGCUUUGCUCAUCCAGAAAGGAGGGGCCCUCCAGGAGUCUGGAAACCUUUCCAGUCAGCCAGGGGUCUGGUUAGCCAGGUUCUUCAGGUGGUUCCAUCUGAAUUAACCUAGAAUCUGCUCCAAGUGCAGCAUCUUUGCUCACAGAGUCUAAAGAGAAACACCUGCAAUGAUGAGCCAGAGAUGUAGGUCCUAUUAUUUCAGGUUUCCACAGAACAGAAGCAGACUGGGAGUCUUAGAUCUACUCCUUCAGGUUGUCAUGGAGAACCUUUACUUCUGGUCUGACCAUUAGUCCUGCAGACUAGGCUCUCCUGCCCACUCACAGCUUAGUUUAGAGGUCCUUCUGGCUUGUAGAUCUAGACUUGGACCAAGUUCUGGUUUCCUGUUUGGGGAAAUUCGGGCCUGUUGUUCUCAGAACAGGAAUGGAUGAAUUUAGGUCACGUUCUCCCUUAUCUUCAAAAGCAGCUGUGAGAGGCGAGUCACGCCCUGACGUUCUCGUGUGCUGCGCUGCUCCUCAGUGGGCAUGUGUGGUUUUCAUCGGAUCAUGUGACCUGUGACAGGAAGUGGAGUCCCAGUGCGCUUGGAUCUGAAACGUGAAUGUCGAAGCUGUGGAUUAAUCCAAGCGAUCGACGUCAAGAACAAUCAGAGAUCUGUGUGAGUGUUACUAACUUAUUGUGUGUACAGACUAUUUAUAUUUAUUUAUCCCAGCUGUGCCUUCACUCUGCAGCUAGGGGCCAAUCUAAAGUGUCCCAGUGCAUGAUGGGAAGAUAAAAUCAUUUGAACUGUUCAGGUGAACUCACCUGUGUCCUUCAGCAGGAAGUCAGCCCAGCGCAGAUAAACAGCUGGGGCAUCUGGUUCUAACUGGUUUAACUGGUUCGUUAUGCUAACACCAUAACCCAGAGUCUUCUGGGCCCGCAUGGAUCCUGUGGUACCAUCAGGUCCUCCUGAACCUUAAUGGACUCCUGAGGAACCCUGGUGGGCAGGCCAGUCCUCCUGGGCUCUUCUGUUGGUUUUGCUGUGGUGGGACUGAUGGACAGAGUGGACUGAACCAAGCACAUGGACUCUGGUCCGGCUGUAGAACUGGACCGGACUACUGGACUAGGUUCAGCUGACGCUUUUUCUUCUUCUUCUGCUGCUGUUAUUUCUUCGCCACAUUUUGCUGUUUGUGUUUUUUGGGCCUGUGUUUGACCCGUAGUCGUAGUUCUUUGCUCACUGUAUCUUCUGCAUGAUGAUGAUGAUGAUGAUGAUGAUGAUGAUGAUGAUGAUGACGGUGCUUCUUCUUUGUCCGAACUUUCAAUGUUUACUUUUUAAAUUAAGGGGUGGAGCUUCCACUGAUGACUGAUUCUGAGCUCUGAUUGGUCGAGCUGUUUUUUACAGAAUACCGGAAUUUCAAGCCUGGGGGGGAUCUAAUUGUGUAAAUGUGCCUGUAAAUAUCUGUGAGGAAGACCACGAUGAAGAUUGAUCUAAAAAUGUGCUUUUAAUGUGAAGGGUCACAGAUCAAAAACUUUGUAUCAUAAAAAUAAAGUUCUAAUUUUAAGGCUUGUUCCUAGGUGCCAGUUUGUUCUGCUAUCAGGUCCAGUUCUAUGCUGACGAAUAAAUGAUAGUUUUUUGUUGUCAUCAGGUGUAUGACUGACAGAAAUAAAUAAAAAGGAAGAAUGACUGAAGCAGCAAAA